Messenger RNA from Trematomus bernacchii (emerald rockcod), 5204 nucleotides. It is a transcript of the gene slc9a6a, whose product is annotated as solute carrier family 9 member A6a. Gene Ontology annotation, biological process: sodium ion transport; regulation of pH; proton transmembrane transport. The record is from RefSeq and is a predicted model, not a curated record. Gene Ontology annotation, molecular function: sodium:proton antiporter activity. Lineage: Eukaryota; Metazoa; Chordata; Actinopteri; Perciformes; Nototheniidae. Gene Ontology annotation, cellular component: recycling endosome; membrane.
AUGGUGCUUUUACAUCGGAACAAACAUUGAACACUUUCUGUAGUAGUUUUCACUUCCGGGCCGGAAUCGACUGCUCUGUUGCUGUCGUCUUUCUGCUCUCUUCUCCCCCCAGUUCGUGAAGCACAUUAGGACAAAGUUUGCUUUUAUCCACGACGACACUGCAGCAUUUGACUGCAAAAAAAGCCGUCAUGGUGUUUAAAUUCACUGUCAGCAGCGCCUGGAGGGCAACGAGGACGCUGUGGCUGCUCAUGCUAGUCAGUGUGUCUGUGAGCAUCUGUGUUUGCCGAGCAGCAUCUUCUCUGGAGGAGGACAGUGCCAUGGAGAACAUCGUCACAGAGAAAAGGGCUGAGGAGAGCCACAGACAGGACACCGCGGACCUGCUCAUCUUCAUCAUGCUCCUCACCCUCACCAUCCUCACCAUCUGGCUGUUCAAGCACAGGCGCUUCAGGUUUCUGCAUGAAACUGGACUGGCCAUGAUUUACGGUGUACUUGUUGGCGCGGUGUUGCGCUAUGGUAUCCAUGUUCCUCGGGACAUUAGCAACGUCACGAUGAGCUGCCACGUUAACUCCAGCCCCGCCACCCUGCUGGUCAACGUCAGUGGCAAAUUCUACGAGUACACUCUGAAAGGAGAGAUCGGUGCCAACGAGGUGAACGACAUACAAGAUAAUGAGAUGCUGAGAAAGGUGACCUUUGACCCUGAAGUGUUCUUCAAUAUCCUCCUACCUCCGAUCAUCUUCCAUGCUGGCUACAGCUUGAAAAGGAGACACUUUUUCCUUAAUAUGGGAUCCAUCCUGGCCUACGCCUUCCUGGGAACAGUUGUUUCCUGUUUUGUUAUUGGGCUGCUGAUGUAUGGCUGUGUGUUGCUGAUGAAGCAGGUGGGACAGCUGGGUGGAGACUUCUUCUUCACCGAUUGUCUUUUCUUCGGAGCCAUUGUCUCAGCCACAGACCCCGUGACGGUCCUGGCUAUCUUCAGCGAGCUGCAUGUGGACGUGGAUCUCUACGCUCUGCUGUUCGGAGAGAGCGUACUGAACGAUGCGGUUGCCGUGGUUCUGUCCUCGUCUAUAGUAGCGUACCAGCCACAAGGGGACAACAGCCACACGUUCGAGGUCAUGGCGCUGCUGAAGUCUUUCGGGAUGUUCAUCGGGGUUUUCAGCGGCUCCUUCGCUCUGGGAGUGGCCACCGGAGUCGUCACUGCUCUCGUCACUAAGUUCACUAAACUGAGGGAUUUCCCGCUGUUGGAGACGGCUCUGUUCUUCCUCAUGUCCUGGAGCACGUUCCUGCUCGCUGAGGCCUGUGGCUUCACAGGUGUGGUCGCGGUGUUGUUCUGUGGCAUCACUCAGGCUCACUACACCUUCAACAACCUGUCUCCUGACUCCCAGGACAGAACCAAACAGCUGUUCGAGCUGCUGAAUUUCCUGGCAGAGAACUUCAUUUUCUCCUACAUGGGCCUGGCCCUCUUCACCUUCCAGAGCCACGUCUUCAAUCCCAUGUUCAUCGUGGGAGCUUUUGUGGCUGUGUUCAUUGGAAGAGCUGCAAACAUCUACCCUCUGUCGCUGCUCCUGAAUCUGGGCCGACGCAACAAGAUCAGAUCCAACUUCCAGCACAUGAUGAUGUUCGCAGGACUGCGAGGCGCGAUGACCUUCGCUCUGUCCAUCAGGGACACGGCCACAUACGCCCGUCAGAUGAUGUUCACCACCACUCUGCUGGUGGUCUUCUUCACUGUUUGGAUUUGUGGAGGGGGCACCACUCAGAUGCUGUCCUGCCAGCACAUACGAGUGGGAGUGGACUCUGAUCUAGAUAACACAUCGAGUAUCACUGACGGCUCAGAGAGAAGAAGCACCAAACAAGAAAGUGCCUGGCUCUUCAGAAAGUGGUACAACUUUGACCACAACUACGUGAAGCCCAUCCUGACUCACAGCGGCCCCCCCCUCACGGCCACGCUGCCCCCCUGCUGCGGACCCCUCGCCCGCUUCCUCACCAGCCCUCAGGCCUAUGAGAAUGAAUGCCAGUUGAAGGAUGACGACUCCGACCUCAUCCUGACAGACGGUGACCUCAACCUGACCUACGGUGACAUCACAGUCAGCACCGACGCGUCAGGGUCCCACACCAGUGGAGCUCCAGCCUUUGCGGGCGCUUCCACCUCGGAGGACUUGGACAGAGAGCUGACGUACGGAGACCACGAGCUGGUGAUGAGGGGCACGCGCCUGGUGCUGCCCAUGGACGACUCUGAGCCGCCCUUCACAGACCCCCACCACCACCUACGGAUGUGAAGACCGUCUUUCAGAGCAGACCCAGACAAACCGUCCGACUCACACUUACCCGAGCCAUUGAGCAAAGACCAGUACCUGACACCCCUCCUCUUCCUCCUGCCUCAUUCCUCUUCUUCCCACACUUUUUCUUCCCGGUUUCAUUUUCUCACUUCCUCUAGUGACAAAUCAAUGUCUCUACCUCAUUUUCGCUCUGCUCUUUUCACACCUCUCUGGCAUCUGUCAUAAUUGUAAUAUAGACUUAUUUAUUUGCAAUUAUUAUCUUUUGAUAUUCAAUUAUCUUAGUUUGGCUUAAAACGGUGUGUCAGUCACCUUGCUGUAGCAUUGCAGAGGUCUAGCAGCAUGUGUUAGUGUGUAAAUGCAAGUACCAACCACUAGCUUAUUUGUGGAUGUACAUUAUAUCACCAGAGUACUAUAACUUUGAUAUGCAUGCUGAGGAUGCUUGUUUUUUUUUUCUUCGUAUGGGAGGCUGAGGGCUUUCUGUGAUUUGGGUCUGACCUUGAAUGUUGCUGACCCAGUGGACGACUUUACUGUACGUUUUGUUACAAUCAAGUGCCUGGGAAUUGUAGUUGUAAGCCUGACAACCCAUGAUCAGCUCUUGUAAGCAGAGCCAGUUCAGGAUGGGCGGUAGUUUUCCUUUGUAAAAAAGAAAAAAAAAUACAAAAACUAUCCAGACAUCUCCGUCCAUAAGGUAGCAAUAUACUCAGUGAGUGUUUGGGCUGUCAGUUUGUGCUAUUGGCCUGUAAAUAGUCUGUAACAAUGUGAUGCCACUGAUGCAGUGUAACCUGGCAGUGAAAGUUGUUGAUCUCUCCCAAUGACCUUUGACUGUGACAUAGAGAGGGACUUUACACCUUAUUUUAGAAGCUGAUGUCGCUCACAGCAGAUUGAAGGGCUGUUGUUCCGAAAUUAAAAGAGAAAGAUUUGUGCCAUUUCUGUGCUGCAUUUGGACAUUUAGUGAAAACAGAAUGCAGACGACCUUUGUAUUAUUUUUGCAACAGAGCUUAAGUAUUUUAAGCCGAGUCACAUUUGUCAUAGACAUUUAACUUUGUGCAUACAUUUUCUAUUUCAAUCGUACAUUAAUUUAAGACUUUGGAUGAAAAUCUUCUGAUUAGAAGAAGCUGAAAAAACAGAGAGAUGAACUGGACUCUUAAGGAAACUGUUAUUGGUUAGUCAUUUUGACCAAUAAUAAGAACUUAGUACCAUGUUACUGGUAAGCACACUAACUCACAAUUUUGUGAAUACGAUUAAGCUUGAUUUGUUUUUCAUAUCAACAGUUACAAACCCAUAGAUAUUCACUUUAUACCCAUGGAAAAAUAAGCAAAUGUUUAGAUUUGAGAAGCUGGACGCAGUGAAUGUGAGGCAUAUUUGCUUAAAAAAUAUAAUUAUUAUCAACAUUUUUUGUUUGUCAAUCGACUAAACAAUAGAGAUAAGAUUAAUGAGGACCAUACAGUCUGUGAAGAAGACAGAAAAGUCUACCUGAUUAUUAUUCUAAUCAAUGUAUCUCUGAUAUUAAGCUUGGCGCUGCGGCAGUUCAUCAUUAUGAGAAGAAUAGAACAACAUUAGUUGCUGAUGUGCUGGAUGUUUCUCUCUGCUGUACACAAUUGUGAUCUUGAGGGGUUAAUGAUUGUCGGUCAGCUGUUACUGCGGGUCUUACAGGAAGUGUUGAUAGGGUGUCACCGUGGCAACGCUGUGUUGAUGUUGACGGAAGCCAAGAAACAGUUUGAACGUGGUGACUUAUUUUAACACUACCGUUUUGUGGUCUAUCGUCUUGGUGAGCUGAAUAAACAAAUGUUGGUGUUUGCAAAAUGGAAGCCCGAGAAGAUUAAAGGGUUUCUUAAAAGAGUGAAAGUAAUAUAAGAUAAAAAUGAGAAAUGGGGGAGGGAUAGUCGGACGUGUGUUGGUGAUGAUACAGAGGUGGAAGGAAGAGACGACUUUAAGAUAUUGCUUUUCCUUCCACAGUUAUCUUCUGCUGUGCAGGAACUCCUAAUGGAAAGUGUUCACAACUUAUUGACACCACAUUAUCCAGGAAACUCUUUUCUUUUGACCAUUUUAUACUUUUUGUCUGUGCUAUUAUUUCAUUUUGUGUCAGCGAGAUUAUGAAAAAAAGAAAGCUGAAUCAUUUGCACUCAUCCAUGAGGAAUGUUUUAUUGUUUUUCCUCUGGUGUUUUAUCUCGCAGCUGCUUUUAUAUGAUUUUCCUUUAUGAUUUGAGAGGUUGUUGAAUAAUUAGCUAAUUUAAAUCAGUUUAAUGAAUCUUGAUCAGUAGACGUUGAGUUGGUUUAUUGAUAUUUCUUUGUAAAUAAUUCAUUCCACAUUGCAGUGACCACAGAGAAGGAUAUAUAUAAGUCAUUUUAUACUGUUGUUUCAUCUCAUCCAUUCACCAUUCAGGUACAUGUGUUAGUUUGAUGCUGUGGACACGACUUCUACAGAGCAUGAAUCAUUCAUCUUUCACUGAAAGGAAGAAAAUAUAGAACAUAUAUACAAGCAGAGUGUGUGCCCCUGAUCUUCAACUGACAUAUGAAAUAAUGUGAAAUCUGCAAAAGCUGAAAUGUUGGUGUUUGCGUACUGCUCUGCCAGCGUCUCUCUGUUCUCUGAAUGGUGACUUGUGAUCGGCUUUUAUCGUUGGAACUCCUGUCUGAAGUAGCUGACCAAAGAGGCCUGCUGUGCUUUGUGUUUUCAGACAGUCCACUCUAUCUUUAUACUGCAAACUCUCUGUGUGUGAAUGUGUGUGUGUGUGUCAUUCCUGCAAGUGUAUAUGGAUGUGUGUACUUGUGUGUGUGUGUGUGAGAGGGAGAGAAGGGAUGUUCUCUUCCUCUGUGUUGCAGGUACUGACUGUUUACAUCUGUGUAAAUAUCCUCUCACCUGUUCAUGUGCGUGCAACAGUCAAUAAACAGAAGCCUGUGCUUUUGAUUAAAGCCCUCGCUCUAAUGGCCUCCUCA